Bemisia tabaci is the source of this 2281-nucleotide messenger RNA. It is a transcript of the gene Cyp301a1, whose product is annotated as Probable cytochrome P450 301a1, mitochondrial. The record is from RefSeq and is a predicted model, not a curated record. Gene Ontology annotation, molecular function: iron ion binding; monooxygenase activity; oxidoreductase activity, acting on paired donors, with incorporation or reduction of molecular oxygen. NCBI's taxonomy places the organism in Eukaryota, Metazoa, Arthropoda, Insecta, Hemiptera, Aleyrodidae.
CUCCUCGACUCUUCUCUCUCUCGGGUGUUUUGGGUCCUCGCCACGGCAUACCAUCGCAUCAAACUGCCCCUUCGAUUUCUUUGGUUAAUGUCCUCUGAAAAGAUUUAAAAUCGUCCAUAAUUCUCUGUUUUCGGUCCACGGUGGCAAAUGUUUCGUAGUUUUGUGAGUGUGGUUCAUUUCGUGUAAAAUUGAGUCUAUUUACCUAGCAGCGAUGAUCUUGACCCGUAGAAGAUAAAGCUCUCGCUGAAUGAUACGUCCGUUUAUUAUCAAUUCCCUUCCACCAUCUUCCACUGUAGCUUAAUAACGAGUGGAUUUUAUUACACAUUAAUGAAAAAGUAGCUAAACCUGUUAAACGGUGAUAUAAUUAAUGCUCAGUUAAAUUUUGAAAAAGUUUUGUGAUUAAAAAAAAGUGCAUCAAACAUUAAUAAUGCAAACAUUUCGACAGAGUAUCAUUGGCGAAACUUGCAAUAAAUUUGUAACUAAAACAAAUUUUUUAUGAUAAAAGUGUCUGUGCGAGUCAAUUGGAUUACUUUCGAAACCGCAUUUACAGAGGAAUUUGUGUCCAACCUACAGAUACAGAUCGAGGAUGCAGGGAAGUAGAGCAACAUCGACAGUGGUUUCGGCGAUACAGCGUCGGCACAGACACCAACUCCAUCACAUCCGCAAGCGGUCAUCAGCUGCGGCCGCGACGACAGAGACCAUCACUCCAGAGGCGGAAGUGGCCGAGUGCGCUUACGCCAAGCCUUACAGCGAGCUCCCUGGGCCAACUCCGAUCCCCAUUCUUGGCAACACUUGGCGCCUUUUACCAGUUAUAGGACAAUACGAUAUCUCAGAUUUAGCGGAUGUGUCUCACAAAUUGUACCGAGAUUACGGGAAAAUCGUUCGACUGGGCGGUCUUGUGGGAAGGCCUGACUUACUCUUCGUCUACGAUGCAGACGAGAUUGAGAAAGUGUACAGGAAUGAAGGAGCAACUCCGUUCAGACCUUCGAUGCCUUGUCUUGUCCAUUACAAAAGUCAAAUCAGGAAAGAUUUCUUCGGCAGACUUCCUGGUGUGGUAGGAGUACAUGGAGAGCCGUGGCGAGAAUUUAGAACAAAAGUACAAAAACCAUGUUUGCAAAUUCAAACUGUGAAAAAGUACAUCGAGCCCAUAGAGGAUGUCACGAAUUAUUUUUUAACCAGAAUGAUAGAGAUGAGAGACUCAAAAGAUGAGCUGCCGGCGGAUUUUGAUAAUGAAGUUCACAAAUGGUCUUUGGAGUGCAUAGGGCGUGUGGCUUUAGACGCCCGCCUGGGAUGUUUAGAUCCUAAUCUUCCAGCAGAUUCGGAACCUCAAAAAAUUAUAGAUGCUGCAAAGUAUGCUCUGAGGAACGUAGCUAUUUUAGAACUAAAAUUCCCCUUUUGGAGGUAUAUUCCAGCCCGGAUUUCACCCUUAUGGAACAGAUAUGUUGGAAAUAUGGACUAUUUCAUUGAAAUCUGCAUGAAGCACAUCAACGAAGCUGUGGAUAGACUGAAAACUAAAUCAGUAGUUAAUGAGAACGAUUUAUCUCUAGUCGAAAGAAUUUUGGCAAGUGAACCAGACCCAAAGACCGCCUAUGUUCUUGCCUUGGAUUUAAUUCUAGUAGGGAUUGACACGAUUUCAAUGGCGGUGUGUUCCAUGCUAUACCAACUAGCCACUCGGCCGGAGGAACAGGAGAAACUGUAUCAAGAAAUGGUGAGGAUUCUUCCAAACCCCGAUGAAAAGCUAACCGCUGCCAAAUUAGAUCAGAUGCACUACCUGAAAGCUUUCAUCAAAGAAGUUUUAAGGGUAUAUUCGACGGUCAUAGGCAAUGGUAGAACUCUGCAAGCAGACACGGUCAUCUGCGGUUAUAAAAUACCCAAAGGCGUGCAGCUUGUUUUCCCGACGAUUGUGACAGGGAACAUGCCCGACUAUGUGAGCCAACCGGACAAGUUUUAUCCAGAGAGGUGGAUGAAACAGCUUGACGGAGGUCAAGAGAAUUACAUUCAUCCCUUCGCGUCACUGCCCUACGGUCAUGGCCCGAGAAUGUGCUUAGGGCGUCGUUUCGCCGAUCUAGAAAUGCAAGUUCUACUGGCUAAAUUAAUUAGAUCGUACAGACUUGAAUACCACCACAAUCCCCUGAAAUACAAGGUGACAUUCAUGUACGCGCCGGAUGGAGACCUGAAAUUCAAACUAACCAAAAGAAGUGGAACAAAUGUAUAGUCAAUAAAAUAAACUGAUCUUACCAAUGCACAUGACAAUUAAAUAUACUUUAUCGGUCCAAUCUGA